This is a messenger RNA of Coregonus clupeaformis (lake whitefish), 4683 nucleotides long. Its product is annotated as GTPase IMAP family member 7-like. The record is from RefSeq and is a predicted model, not a curated record. The transcript is spliced from 4 exons. NCBI's taxonomy places the organism in Eukaryota, Metazoa, Chordata, Actinopteri, Salmoniformes, Salmonidae. Gene Ontology annotation, molecular function: GTP binding. Bases 156 to 1322 code for a protein of 388 amino acids.
UGAACCUCGCAUAUCACCUGUAUUCACACUCAACGCAUAGAUUGACAGAAAAAUCAACGUUGUGGGGAAUAAUUUCGCUCCGGAGUCAGGUGGAUAGAAGAUCCUGCAGCCACUUUGUCAAUUUGAAGGAAGAGAGAAUCCACCAGGAGAAAGAUAUGGCAUGUUCGUCUGGUACAGGGGAGAGGAAGAGGAGAGCCAGCAUGGCAGACCCUCCCAGCAUGUCUGAUCUGAGGAUUGUUCUGCUUGGUCCGGUUGGAGCAGGGAAGAGUGCAACGGGAAACACCAUCCUUGGGAGAGAGGCCUUUAAAGUGGACUUCUCUCCUGAGUAUGUAACCAAAGAGUGUGAGAAACAGAGUACAGAGGCGAAUGGGAGGAAGAUUGAAGUGUUCGACACCCCAAGACUGGGCGAGGAUGGGAGGAGUGAGAUAACCAGAUGCAUCAUGGACAAGUCAGUCCCGGGACCCCAUGUGUUCCUGCUGGUGAUCCGGUUGGGGGUGAGGUUGACAGAAGAUGAGGGGAACACUGUGAAGUGGAUCCAGCAGAACUUUGGAGAAGAUGCCUCAGACUACACCAUGAUAUUAUUCACCUGUGCUGAUUCACCCUGGUUCAGAAGAAAGACAGUGGACGACUAUGUGAAACAGAACCAAGACCUACAGACACUCGUCGACAGCUGUGGAGGCAGAUAUCACUCAUUCAAUAAUGACGAUAGGGAGGAUCCCAAUCAGGUCACAGAUCUGCUGGACAAGAUAGAAGAGAUGGUGGAGGGGAAUGAAGGGGGUCACUACACCAACGAGAUGUACCAGAAUGCUCAGGGUGAGAUCACAGCCCAGAGGAUAAAGAGCAGGCCUACAGCUUGGGACAUUACUGCAACAGCUCUUCUGGCAACAUCCAUUGCAUUGGUAGUACUCGCAGGAGUGGUGAGAGCAACGCUACCAACAGUCCUAGCAGGGGCAACAGUAGCAGCCGGACCAGCAUUGGCAAUAACAAAACUAGCGCGAUCAAGAGCAAGAGCUGGACCAGGAUUGGAAGUAGCAACAGAAGUAGCUCGAGCAGCAGCCAGACCAGCAUUGGAAGAAAUAGCAGUUGUAUUGGGAGUAGUAGUAGGGGUAGCAGGCGUAGCAUUGGGAGCACUAGUAGGGGUAGAUGGACUAGCAUUGGGAGUAGCAGCAGGUAUGGCAGGAGUAGCAGGAGUUGCAGUAGGAGUUGCGGGACUAGCAUUGGGAGCACCAGCAGGAGAAGCAAUAAUAGCAGGAGCAGGAGUAGCGGGAUUAGCAGGAGUAGCAUUAGCAUUAGCCAAGAAUGUCCAAAGGCAUAAAAAAUAGACAGCACAACAGACAGCAGAGGGGUGGAAAACAGAAAGCCUCCUAAAAGAAGUACAGAUCUGGUUAACAACGACAAAAAGAAACUAGAUGAGAUAGUUCAGAAGUGUAAAAUAGAUGAAAGUCUGGGUGGGAUGGCUGGGAGGUGACUCAGUGGGUAUGUCUGCAAAAGCACAAGGUAGCCUUUUCACCUUUUAUUGAAUAGAUUUUGUAUCUUUGGUCUUUGUAGGCUUCAGACGGUGUAAAUGGCAACAAAUUAUGGUGAUGUCGAGGUACAAACAGAAACACCACGUUAAUGCAAAACAGAGGCACGUGGAAAACAAAGGGCAAACAUAGCCAAAUGAAAUACUCCACAUGCUACAGUAUUACACAGUUAGCAUUGUGUGUGUGUCGCCCAAUGAGGAGCAGGCUCCCCUCCUACCAGGAAGGAGUUUUGUACAAAUGCUUGUUUCUCUUGGAAGAACAUUUUAAAUGAUUUUUAAAAAUGGUGUUGAAACCAUGAUCUUACGGUCAUAUCCCGUCGAAGAUACUUCUUGUUGUGUAUAUAUUAAAAUGUUGGUGUAUUGCUCUUUCAUUUUGUUUUAUCUUCAUCGUAUUUAAUGGGACGUUUAGGAACCAAAAACAAUGUGUUGUUACAGUUUCAAUGUAAAUAAUGUUACUAUCAUGUCUGUGUAGUGAAACAUGGGUCAUUUUAUGGUGUUUUUAAAAGAACCCAUGAAGGAAAUUUACCUGGAACCGAUUAUAUUCUAUCUGUCCCUUUGUACCUUGCAUGCAAGAAAACUAUUUGAUUGACAUUUUGUUGCCGUUUUGUUCAACCAAAGUAGUUUUUAUGAGGAGAGUUUGAUUUAUUUUGCUGUCUAGACGUUGUCAUGUAAUAUUUUAGUGAUUAUGAGUCUGUCAUUUAGCCAUUAGGUCGCUACUAAAGAACAGUAAACAAUAGAUAAAGUUGUAUGCACCAACCUCACCCGAGCUCUGGGAGUCUGGUACAGUAUGAAUUUAUUUGGUGCCUUUUCACAUUUACCUUGGAUAUUGGACCUUUGGUUACUCCUUCUCUCUCCGCUGUUUAAAUCUGAGUGUGUUCAUACUGUCACCAUCAAGGUGGACCUUUGGUUAGCCCCUCUCUCUCUCUCCGCUGUUUAAAUCUGAGUGUGUUCAUACUGUCACCAUCAAGGUGGACCUUUGGUCAGCCCCUCUCUCUCUCUCCGCUGUUUAAAUCUGUGUGUGUGUUCAGACUGUCACCACCAAAGCUUCAGACACACACUCAGCAACAGAAGUUUUACGUUUUCGGGAUCAAACUCACUUCAGGGUUGGGCAGAAUCAUUCUUCACUAUGGAUUUGUUAACCUUGGUCGACGGCAAAAGAAGGUCAUUAUUUUACAAUCUCUACGAAAACAAUGACAUAAACAUGAUAACGGUAGACACAUUGUUUAACCGUGGUGCUGAGCAUGCCAAUGCUGCAGAUAUCACUCACUCAUAAAUGAUGGUCGGGAUGACUGCACUGCUGAAGAAGAUAGACAUGAUUGUGAAAGUAGAAGGGCACUACAGAAAAUGGACGUACGCAGACGGUCAGAAAACUAUAAGUAAGCAGGAGAUGAUGGACCGGGUGAAGACAGUUGGUUUAGUUGUAAGCAGGAGAUGAUUGACCAGGUGAAGACAGUUGGUUUAGUUGUAAGCAGGAGAUGAUGGACCAGGUGAAGACAGUUGGUUUAGUUGUAAGCAGGAGAUGAUGGACCAGGUGAAGACAGUUGGUUUAGUUGUAAGCAGGAGAUGAUGAACCAGGUGAAGACAGUUGGUUUAGUUGUAAGCAGGAGAUGAUGGACCAGGUGAAGACAGUUGGUUUAGUUGUAAGCAGGAGAUGAUGGACCAGGUGAAGACGGUUGGUUUAGUUGUAAGCAGGAGAUGAUGGACCAGGUGAAGACGGUUGGUUUAGUUGUAAGCAGGAGAUGAUGGACCAGGUGAAGACAGUUGGUUUAGUUGUAAGCAGGAUAUGAUGGACCAGGUGAAGACGGUUGGUUUAGUUGUAAGCAGGAGAUGAUGGACCAGGUGAAGACGGUUGGUUUAGUUGUAAGCAGGAGAUGAUGGACCAGGUGAAGACGGUUGGUUUAGUUGUAAGCAGGAGAUGAUGGACCAGGUGAAGACGGUUGGUUUAGUUGUAAGCAGGAGAUGAUGGACCAGGUGAAGACAGUUGGUUUAGUUGUAAGCAGGAGAUGAUGGACCAGGUGAAGACAGUUGGCUUAGUUGUAAGCAGGAGAUGAUGGACCAGGUGAAGACAGUUGGUUUAGUUGUAAGCAGGAGAUGAUGGACCAGGUGAAGACAGUUGGUUUAGUUGUAAGCAGGAGAUGAUGGACCAGGUGAAGACAGUUGGUUUAGUUGUAAGCAGGAGAUGAUGGACCAGGUGAAGACAGUUGGUUUAGUUGUAAGCGGGAGAUGAUGGACCAGGUGAAGACAGUUGGUUUAGUUGUAAGCAGGAGAUGAUGGACCAGGUGAAGACAGUUGGUUUAGUUGUAAGCAGGAGAUGAUGGACCAGGUGAAGACAGUUGGUUUAGUUGUAAGCAGGAGAUGAUGGACCAGGUGAAGACGGUUGGUUUAGUUGUAAGCAGGAGAUGAUGGACCAGGUGAAGACAGUUGGUUUAGUUGUAAGCAGGAGAUGAUGGACCAGGUGAAGACAGUUGGUUUAGUUGUAAGCAGGAGAUGAUGGACCAGGUGAAGACAGUUGGCUUAGUUGUAAGCAGGAGAUGAUGGACCAGGUGAAGACAGUUGGUUUAGUUGUAAGCAGGAGAUGAUGGACCAGGUGAAGACAGUUGGUUUAGUUGUAAGCAGGAGAUGAUGGACCAGGUGAAGACAGUUGGUUUAGUUGUAAGCAGGAGAUGAUGGACCAGGUGAAGACGGUUGGUUUAGUUGUAAGCAGGAAAUGAUGGACCAGGUGAAGACAGUUGGUUUAGUUGUAAGCAGGAGAUGAUGGACCAGGUGAAGACAGUUGGUUUAGUUGUAAGCAGGAGAUGAUGGACCAGGUGAAGACAGUUGGUUUAGUUGUAAGCGGGAGCUACCAUAGGAGCAGCAGCAGUAGCCUUAGCAACUGGAGAAAUAGUUGCUAUGACAGCAAUUGGAGUGGCAGCAGGAGAACUCGCUUUUACAUUUCUGUCCAAAGUGAGAAAACAUAAAAAGGAAGAAAACAUAAGAUGCUGAAAUUGUAGUACAAGUGUGUUGUGUAUGUGUGCGUCCGAUCAAAAUGAUAGAAAUAACAUUGAAUUAUAUGUUACUAUGAAUAUAUAUUGCUGUAGUUUUUUCUGUAAUUAUUUGUAAAUGUUUUCGCCAAUUUUUCAAAAGGUUUAGCCUAUAUACUGUAUUUAAUUGUCACGCCCUGG